UCUCAACUCUAGCUGAUAGAGAGUAAGUUGUUUUACUACUAUAUAUAAAUUCCAACAUAUCCAAAUAUUCUCCAAAUUGUGUUUACAUUUUCAAAAUGGCUUCAAGUGACCCAGAGAUUAAAGAUGGAUUAAGUCUUCCAUUGUGGAUGAAGACAAGGCCUGUAAAGGAAUUUGAACCUUUUGCCUCUUCACCGCCGGCUCCAGAAGAUUCUUUUUUCUACAUUCGUUAUCCAAAAUCAGAUCUGGUAUUUGGGAAGACAAAACUCAACCAUAACAUUUCGAAUGUUAUCAGCGAUCAGACAAAAGAAGUCGGCCAGACGGCAGCCUCGACAUAUAACGCCACGAAGGGGAAAGAUUGGUCCAAACAUACCAAACCCUGCCAGGAUGUACUGCAUGGCAUAGCGCCAAUCAAUACUGCUGUCAACUCUGCAACAUCUAAGCCGAAACCAGCAGGCACGGACGAUGGGUUUAAAGGCGAAGGAGCGGCGUGUGGCACCUCUGUUGUUAAGGUGGCACACCAGAUGAUAUCGUCGAACCGUUCACCCCGAGGCUUCACAGUAGCUUCGCCAUCCGAGGAUACAACUGCUUCGGAAGGCCCGUACCGAGCGGGUCGACGCGGUAGCAGGAGUCUGCCAGCCACACCCGCGCACUCACCGCCCUCGAGUCCAAAUAGUCGCCGCAAGAUGGCAGGGAACCGUUACUUUACGUCGCCCUUUGAGCCUGCUGAAGACUCAUCUAGUCGAUCUUGGUUGACAAUGGCGCUGCUUGGGUUCAAGAAAGAUUUGGCUACAUCCACUUCUACUUUAGCAGAAGAGGAUGGUAUAGAAACCAGAUUACAAGGUACCCUCGCUGAGUCUGUUGAAAGUCUCGGCCCAGCUCCAAAAGGCAAGGAUCCAAAACUAAUUUCAAACGAAGUGUCUACUCAACAUCCAAAAUUGCUGAAACCGGCUCAUUCUUUCCGCCCAAAGCCGUCAGAAAUGCGAGAAAUGAACUUCUGGUCACCAACGUCGAUGUGAACAGAAUUAUACUUAUGUUAAUGUAAUGUAAUAACAAUUAAUAUGUAAUCCUACGUUGCUACAUUUUUAUCUCACCUUCACUUCCUAGCGACGAGCAGUCAACAAGAGUGCGAAAAGGAUAGGUUUCUUGCAUAACAACAUUAGACUAUUCUUCAUUUGUGAAUUAUUUACCCAUUGAUCGAAAAGCCACUUUGUACUACAACUUUAUUUUAAGGUGAGGGUUAACCAAG
Achroia grisella is the source of this 1246-nucleotide messenger RNA. RefSeq lists its product as uncharacterized. The coding region runs from base 96 to 1016 and encodes 306 amino acids. Lineage: Eukaryota; Metazoa; Arthropoda; Insecta; Lepidoptera; Pyralidae. The record is from RefSeq and is a predicted model, not a curated record. The transcript is spliced from 6 exons.